GAGAGAGGGAGAGAUGACAAGUGAAGUAGAGGGUAGCCAACGACACCAAGUGUUUCCUGUCAACGGUGGAGAAGAUGAGCUCAGUUACAAGCGCAAUUCCUCCUUACAGAAAAAGGGAGUAGACGCUUUCAAUGUCUUCAUCAAGGAGGGAAUUUUGGAAAAGCUUGACCUAGACCAAGUCAUUAUUAGUUCACCAAUCUCUCAUAAAGCGUUCAACAUGGUAGAUAUGGGCUGUGCCGUCGGAGCCAAUACACUCGCUGCCGUGCAAAAUGUCAUGGACUCCGUCCACCUAAAGCUCCACUCUCAGGGACUGGAUCACCUCUCCAAAACUCUAGAGUUCCAAGUAUUCUUCAACGACCUCGUUUCAAGCGAUUUUAACACUGUUUUCAGGUCCAUCCCAUCUGAUAAGCCCUACUACGCUGCCGGAGUUCCAGGCUCAUUCUACAACCGGUUGUUCCUGAAGUCGAGCCUGCACUUCGUGUAUUCCGGCUACUCUCUACAUUGGCUCUCUAAGGUCCCGGAGGGAGUGGCGGAUGAGAGCUCUCCCGCGUAUAACAAGGGGAAGAUCUAUUGGACAACUUCUUCCAAGGAAGUUGCUGAAGCUUAUGAAGCUCAGUUCGCUAGAGAUUUUGAUUCAUUUUUGGGUGCUAGGGCAUUGGAGGUUGUCCCUGGUGGACUAGUUGCUUUCUCCAUCGUUAGCGUGCCGCCAAAUUCUAAGUGCAUUACGCCAACUUUGUUUGAUCUCAUGGGCAGUGUUCUCUUAGAUAUGGCAGCUAUGGGAUUAACAAGCGAAGAGAAAGUAAAGUCAUUCAACUUGCCGGUAUAUCUCCCGACUCCGGCACAGUUAGAGGUGCUCAUCAAGAGAAAUCCCAACUUCACUCUUGAGAGAAUGGAAGCAUUGGUUCGUCCAAGGGAAUUCCUCCUUGAUCCAGACUUUCCUCAUCAGAUCAUUAUGCACUACCGAGCUGUAAUGGAAGGCCUCUUUAGCGACCACUUUGGGACUCAGAUCAUCAACAAUUUGUUUGAUCAGUUUGAGAAGAAGUUUAAGGAGAGCUCUGUGUUUCUGGACUUGAGCUACAAGCAAGUGAUCGAGUCGUUUGUUCUUCUGAAGCGCAAAACUUAUUAG
This is a messenger RNA of Morus notabilis, 1126 nucleotides long. RefSeq names its product probable S-adenosylmethionine-dependent methyltransferase At5g37990. The transcript is spliced from 4 exons. Bases 14 to 1126 code for a protein of 370 amino acids. Gene Ontology annotation, molecular function: S-adenosylmethionine-dependent methyltransferase activity. NCBI's taxonomy places the organism in Eukaryota, Viridiplantae, Streptophyta, Magnoliopsida, Rosales, Moraceae. Gene Ontology annotation, biological process: methylation. The record is from RefSeq and is a predicted model, not a curated record.